AUGCACGCGUGCUUCCGUGGCGGCGCCGGCGACAGCAGGGCCGCCAGGUCCAUCAGCGUCGUCAGGGGCUUGGCCAAGAACAUGAAGGCCAUGUCUCUCAAGGCGAAGGCGGCCGGGGGUGUCGGUCAUGCGCGGCCGCGGCGGAGGCAGCAGAAGGAGGCGGACCGUGAGCGUUACAUGGAUGGUUCAGGGCUGACGUCGGCCAAGAUCACGCCGGCGCAUCUGCAGGACGAAGCGGACGACCGCCGGCAUGAUCAUCUGCUGCACACGGAGGACCGGGACAAGUGCUGCUCUCCUUCGCUGGACGCCGACGACGAUGCGGCUGAGAAGGGCGACGACGGCGCCUACGAGUGGGUGGCGGAGCCGGAGCCGGGCGUGCUGAUGACGCUGGCGCCGCGCCCCGACGGCACCAACCGCCUCCGGAAGGUGCGGUUCCGGGACGAGCUGUUCGACGACUGGGCGGCGCAGAGCUGGUGGGCGGACAACCACGACCGCAUCGUCGAGCUCUACAGCCUUGUAACCCAGUCCGACGGCGAUGGCAACGACGACACACCUGCCACCCCGUGCCAGUCCGAGUCCGACGAAGAAGAAGCGCUGCCGGAUGAUGCGAUGGCGGCCGGCGAGCCGUCCAGCGGGAGCAGGUCGAGCGGCACGGCGGGGUCGCCGAUACUGGGCCUGGUCACCGCGCCCGACACCCUCAGAGGAUGCAAAACGCCACCAACAGUGACCUCGACACCUAAAGCGGUGGCGCCGGCGGCCCAAGAAGACGAGGAGGAGGAGGAGGGCGACAUCAGCGACCACCACCAGAGGAACACGCCGUGGAGCGAGUGGGUCGAGGAGUACGAGCCCGGCGUGUUCAUCACCGUCCGGGCCUACCCCGAUCACCCCCUGCAGCUCCGGCACGUCGAACUCAGCCGUGAGAAGUUCGGCGAGGUAAAGGCGAGGGUGUGGUGGCAGGAGAACAAGGACAGGCUGCGCAGCUUCUACUCCUUCUGA
This is a messenger RNA of Triticum urartu, 996 nucleotides long. RefSeq names its product putative protein Brevis radix-like 5. NCBI's taxonomy places the organism in Eukaryota, Viridiplantae, Streptophyta, Magnoliopsida, Poales, Poaceae. The record is from RefSeq and is a predicted model, not a curated record.